UCUUGUACCGAGCUCAGACCGGAUGAUUUCUGAUCGUUCAGGACUCACGAGGACUCAGUAUCAUCAGUGUUUGUGUAGGCAGCGCGCAUGCGCGGGUGGACGCGUCGCGCGGCUCGAGAUUCUUCUGCGUCUGAGGAAAACAUGCGAGCGUCAACAUGCGUGAUCUUCACGAGCAGACGCGCCGCGCAGCCGUGACGCGCUCCGCUGCGGAGGAUGUCCGUUAGCGCGGCGGCGGAGGACGGAGGCGUCAGUAAAGUCCAGGUCAAGCGACAGAUCCGGUGCAUCGUGAAGGAUCUCGAGAACAUCUUGGGAGACUUGAAGGAUGUGGCGAAGGAACUCAAAGAGGUGGUUGAGGAGAUCGACUGCCUGACGUCUGAUCUCCGUCUGGAGGAGGAUCUGACAGACAGCUCCAAGACAGACACGCUCAACAGCAGCUCCAGCAGCACCACCACGGCCUCCAGCGUCAAGAUCUACCCCGAGGAGACGCUCUUCAGACCGCCGGCCGUCCUCACCGUCCUGAAGAGACCCACUCCGUCCAGAGCCCAGGAGAUCACGCCGAUGCAGAACGGAGCGCCCAGCAGAGACUCGAAGUCAUUUCGCUGUCCCCAGACCACGAGAGAGCGAGUGCGCUUCAGCGAGAAGGUGCAGUAUCACGGCUACUGCCCAGACUGUGACACGAGCAGCACAGAUCUGCACUUCCACAGCGAGCUGAUCGACGCCAAACACAGUCCUGUCCAUCAGUGCUCCGAGAACGGGGGCCUCGCCUUCCCCUCGCAGAAACCACACAAGACCAUUCUACGCAAGUCCACCAGCACCACUGUCUGACGCAGACCGAGGAUGAACGAACGUCUCUUUAUACUUUCCUUCUGUUUGGAGAGGAGAAGACAGAAGGGUCUCUCAUGCGCCGGUCAUCUUCAUCUCAUCACAGAAAGAGCCGGAGGGAUUCUAAUCUUCACAGCGGAGCCAGAGCAUCUGAUCACAUCACCCUUUAAAGAACACAAACCAAAAACUACUAACAACCCAGUGCAGCGGAGAAACUCAGUCCAGCGCUGCCAGAGAAUCAGAACUUUCUAAAGGACCUCCUGUGUUUUUGUAAAUUCAAGAAGCAUAUUUUUGAUAUUUUCUAAGAUGAUUUUAAAGAUGUCACACAGUAUAUGAUUAAAAGUACUGAUUAAAAACAUGAA
Molecule: messenger RNA, 1184 nt
Organism: Cyprinus carpio (common carp)
Lineage: Eukaryota; Metazoa; Chordata; Actinopteri; Cypriniformes; Cyprinidae
Product: protein Largen-like
Biological process (GO): positive regulation of translation; positive regulation of cell size
Source: RefSeq, a predicted model, not a curated record